CACGACAAUUUCAAGAUGGCAGCGUCGUCGGCCCGACCGAGUGUGAGCAGUGGUCGGGACCGCGGAGCGACGGCCAGCUGAACACCGUGACCUGACACGACGCACCCACCCACGGGGCACCCCCAGAGCCUUUCCCCGAGCCUCCCCAGCAACGCGGGCACCGCCGCAAACCGAGCGCUCAUCCUCGGGCUGCGAACGAUGUGGACAGCCGGGGCGGCCAUUUGAGAAUCUAUAAACCGAGAACUGGCGCUCGGCUGGUUGGUGAAGGGAGGCGGGGUGGGCCUCCAUCCUUCUCGCUGACAGUGAUCAGCGGCCGCCCGCUUACCCCCGUUUCCUGGGAGGAGCCAUUUCACCAGCCCCACUCCCUUCCCCCUCGUCCCUCCAACCCCUCCCUUCACCCCUUCCACUCCCCUUCUCCCCUGCCCCCUCUCCACCCGCAGGAUGAUGUGUUCGGCUCCGUCUCCUCACACAACCGGUGGCGGUGGCGCCGCCUCCUUCUCUUGCACCUCACACCCGGACCCCGGCUACCCGCCCUCCACCACUGCCUCCUCUUUCCUCGACACGGACUCGCUGAUCUUCCCAGCUCCUGAUCCCCGGAUUGCUGCUUCUGGAGGAGGAGGGAUGGAAGCCGCCGGGCGGGUCCAGCACCAGCUGCUGUCAGGGAAACUGCUCGGGAACAAGUACCGGCGGCUCUUCGCCGCCGCCCUGGACGCCCAGCACAGCAGCAAAGGCCAUGUGUACAACUCUACUUCCCGCAUAAGGAAUAGGAAAGAUAGAAAGUCAUGGCUGGGGUUUGCACAGGGUUGUCUCCUAUAUAGAGAUUUAAAUAAUCACAAUAUGACAGCAAUGUCCAUAAACCCAGAAACAUUAGAACAAGAAAGCACAGUUAAUCUUCCAGGUUGCCAGGCUGAAGGACAGAAUAUCCUCUUCACAGAUGGAGAAUACAUCAAUCAAAUUACGGCAUCAAAAGAUGAUGGUUUUGUAGUGCGGAUAUAUGCAACAAGCACUGAGCCUGUACUUCAACAAGAGCUGCAGCUUAAACUAGCCAGGAAGUGUCUACAUGCUUGUGGUCUCUCCUUGUUUGAUCUUGAAAAAGAUUUGCACAUUAUUAGUACAGGAUUUGAUGAGGAAUCAGCUGUUGUAUCAGCUGGCAGAGAGUUUGCACUAAUGAAAACUGCUAAUGGAAAGAUGUAUUAUACUGGAAAAUAUCAGAGCCUUGGAAUCAAACAAGGAGGUCCGACUGCAGGGAAAUGGGUUGAACUACCUAUCACCAAAUCACCAAAGAUUGUACAAUUCUCUGUGGGCCAUGAUGGCUCUCAUGCCUUAAUGGUGGCUGAAGAUGGAAGUGUAUUUUUCACUGGCUUGGCUAGUAAAGGAGAGGAUGGUGAAUCAGCUAAAAGCAGACGCCAACCAAAACCUUAUAAGCCAAAGAAAAUGAUCAAAAUGGAAAGUAAAACAGCAGUCUAUACAGCAUGUAACAAUGGAAGCAGUGCUAUCACAACAAAGGAGGGAGAACUGUACAUGUUUGGCAAAGAUGCUGUUUACUGUGACAGCUCAGGUCUUGUGACUGAGUUGAAGGGUCACUUUGUGACACAAGUAGCCAUGGGUAAAGCUCACGCCUGUGUAUUGACUAAGAAUGGAGAAGUUUGGACAUUUGGUGUGAACAAUAAAGGACAGUGUGGACGGGAGACUGGUGCACUCUGUCAAGGUGGGAAAGGUUUCAAUAUGGAAAACAUGGCAACAGCAAUGGAUGAAGAUUUAGAAGAGGAGCUGGAUGAAAAGGAUGAAAAGUCCAUUAUGUGCCCUCCUGGAAUGCACAAAUGGAAGCUGGACCAGUGUAUGGUUUGCACUGUGUGUGGAGACUGCACAGGUUAUGGAGCCAGUUGUGUCAGCAGUGGGCGACCAGACAGAGUUCCUGGAGGGCUUUGUGGCUGUGGGUCCGGUGAGUCUGGUUGCGCUCUAUGUGGUUGCUGUAAGGCCUGUGCCCGAGAACUUGAUGGUCAAGAGGCAAGGCAGAGGGGAAUUCUUGAUGCCGUUAAAGAGAUGAUCCCUCUAGAUCUACUUUUAGCAGGACCUGUCCCACCAGGUGUUAAUAUAGAAGAACAUAUUCAACUAAGACAAGAAGAGAAAAGACAACGGUUGAGUAGAAGGCACAGAUUAGAAGAAGCGAGAGGCCCCAUUGUAUUUCCUGGUCCCAUUUAUUUGAACCAUCGAGAACAGGCCAUAGCCAGACUAAGACCCCUUCCAUCAAAGCUAAAGCAUAAACGGGACAAGCAUAAAGAUGCCAAUGGAGAAAGGGGGGAGAAAGACACCAGCAAGAUUACAACAUAUCCUCCAGGGGCUUUGUGUCUUCAUUAUGAGCUCCAAGCAGUCCAAGUUAGCUGUGGAUUCCAUCACUCAGUGGUGCUGAUGGAGAAUGGUGAUGUAUAUACAUUUGGAUAUGGACAACAUGGGCAAUUGGGCCAUGGAGAUGUAAAUUCAAGAGGGACGCCAACUUUGGUACAGGCCUUACCAGCUCCUUGCACCCAAGUAACUGCAGGCAGUAACCACACAGCUCUACUAUUAGCAGAUGGACAAGUCUUCACGUUUGGAAGCUUCUCUAAAGGACAACUUGGUAGACCAAUUUUGGAUAUACCUUUCUGGAACACAAGACCAUCUCCAAUGCCAAAUAUAGGCUCAAAGUAUGGCCGUAAGGCUACCUGGAUAGGUGCAAGUGGAGACCAGACCUUCCUACGCAUUGACGAAGCGCUUAUUAACUCUCAUGUUCUAUCAACUUCAGAAAUAUUUGCCAGCAGAAGCAUCAUAGGCUUGGUACCUUCAUCAAUAACUGAGCCACCACCCUUUAAAUGCCUGUUAAUCAAUAAGUUGGAUGGAAGCUGUAGGACAUUUAAUGACUCUGAACAGGAAGACUUACGAGGUUUUGGAGUUUGCUUGGAUCCUGCAUAUGAUGUAAUUUGGAGGUUCAUGCCAGGUCCAAAAGAGGUUUGGUGUUAUAAUGCAGUUACAGCAGAUGCCAGGCUUCCUGCAGCGUCUGAUAUGCACAGCAGAUGUUGUAUUCUGAGCCCUGAACUUGCCCUACCAACAGGAUCUAGAGCACAUACCACCAGAUCUCAUGGGGCUUUGCACAUUCUAGGUUGUCUGGAUACGUUAGCUGUUAUGCAGGAUCUGAAAAUGGGUGUCACCAACACUGAGGAGGAGAUCCAAGCAGUUACUAAAGUGUACUCCAAAGAAGACUAUAGUGUGGUUAAUAGAUUUGAAAGUCAUGGAGGUGGAUGGGGAUAUUCUGCUCAUUCUGUGGAAGCCAUUCGCUUUUGUGCAGACACAGAUAUAUUACUUGGAGGCCUUGGUCUGUUUGGUGGCAGAGGUGAAUACACAGCAAAAAUAAAGCUGUUUGAGUUGGGACCUGAUGGAGGAGAUCAUGAAAUUGAUGGUGAUCUGCUGGCAGAAACUGAUGUUCUGGCAUACGACUGUGCUGCAAGAGAGAAAUAUGCAAUGAUGUUUGAUGAGCCUGUGGUGUUGCAGGCUGGCUGGUGGUAUGUGGCUUGGGCUCGAGUUUCAGGGCCAAGUAGUGAUUGUGGUUCUCAUGGUCAGGCCUCCAUCACCACUGACGAUGGAGUUGUUUUUCAGUUUAAGAGCUCCAAGAAAUCAAAUAAUGGGACAGAUGUAAAUGCUGGUCAAAUUCCACAAUUGUUAUACAGGUUACCAUCAAAUGAUGGAAACUCAGGAAAAGGAAAACAGCAACCCAGUGAGCCAGUGCAUAUUUUGAGAAGAUCUUUUGCAAGGACUGUCUCCGUGGAAUGUUUUGAGUCAUUGCUGAGUAUUCUACAAUGGAGUUGGACAACCCUGGUAUUGGGAGUGGAGGAGCUGCAGGGCUUAAAAGGUUUUCAAUAUACAGCCACUCUGCUGGACUUGGAACGACUAAAGUUUGUUGGGACUUGUUGCCUGCGACUGCUGCGUGUCUACAUCUGUGAGAUAUACCCUAUAUCAGUUGGUACGAAAGCAGUGAUAGAAGAAACAAGUAAGCUAGCAGAAUGUGUUGGAAAGACUCGAUCACUCCUGAGAAAGAUUUUAUCAGAAGGAAUUGAUCAUUGUAUGCUGAAGCUUGACAAUGAUCCCCAUGGCUACCAUUCGCAACCAAAGACCCUAUUGGAAGCUGUUCUUCAGGAAUGCCACAACACGUUUACAGCCUGCUUUCAUUGCUUUUAUCCUACCCCUGGAUUGCAAUGGGCUUGUCUUUGUGACCUGCUUAAUUGCUUAGAUCAGGACAUACAAGAGGCUAACUUCAAAACGUCAAGUAGUCGGUUACUUGCAGCAGUCAUGUCUGCACUGUGCCACUCUUCAGUCAAGCUGACUACAAUCCUUCCCAUUGCUUACGAUGGUGAAGUGUUGCUUCGGUCAUUGGUGAAGCAGAGUAGCACGGAGAAUGAAUCGGCUAUGGUUCACAGAUUUGCCCUAUUAGUGUCUCAUAUGGAGAAACUCAGCCAGAUUGAAGAAAAUAUCACAAGUAUGACCAGUUUUCGAGAAGUUCUUGAAAAGAUGUUGGUCAUUGUAGUGCUUCCAGUUCGAAAAAGUCUCAGAAGAGAGGUCGAACUCUUCUCUCCUCUCCUAGUAUCCAAUACUUGUGGUCUCCUUGCCAGUAUAGUGAGUGAACUCACUGCAUCAGCACUGGGAACUGAGGCUGAUGGAUUGAGUUCCCUUCAUUCUAUCAAAGCCACACCAAAUCGGUUUGUUAAAACCAGUCAAGGACGAAGUUGGAACACUGGUAAUGGGUCUCCAGAUGCAAUCUGCUUCUCUGUAGAUAAACCUGGGGUAGUUGUUGUAGGCUAUCAUGUAUACGGAGGAGGUGGCAUUCAUGAAUAUGAACUGGAAAUGCUGGUUGAUGAUAGUGAACACACUGGUGAUUCAGCACAUUCUCACAGGUGGACUUCCUUAGAACUAGUGAAAGGGACUUACAGCACCGAUGACUCUUCCAGUGACACAGCGGAAAUCAGAUUAGAUAAAGCUGUCCCUUUAAAGGAAAAUGUCAAGUAUGCAGUACGUCUAAGGAACUAUGGAAGUCGGACUGCAAAUGGAGAUGGAGGAAUGACUACAAUUCAAUGCCCAGAUGGUGUAACCUUCACUUUCAGUACUUGUAGCCUCAGCAGUAAUGGAACUAAUCAAACUCGAGGUCAGAUCCCUCAGAUACUUUACUACAGAAGUGAGUUUGAUGGAGAUCUACAAUCACAGCUGCUUAGCAAAGCAAAUGAAGAAGAUAAAAACUGCAGCCGGGCCCUUUCUGUUGUCUCUGCAGUUGUUCGUGCGGCUAAGGAUUUGUUACAUAGAGCCCUGGCUGUAGAUGCGGAAGAUAUUCCAGAAUUACUCAGCUCUUCCAGCCUGUUAUCUAUGCUGCUUCCACUUAUUUUGGCUUACAUUGCACCAGUGGCUGCUAAUGUCCCAAAAGCUGCCGUUGAAGUUUUUGGUCUUGUACAGGAGCUUCUGCCUCCAGUUGCAACGUUGAACCAAAAAUAUGCCCCACCUGCCUUUAAUCCUAAUCAGUCGACAGACAGUGCAACAGGCAAUCAACCUGAACAAGGCCUCUCUGCUUGUACUACUUCUAACCAUCAUGCUGUAGUGGAGAGUGACCAUCCUUACAAACCAGCUUGUGUCAGUCAAUUAAAGGUAACUUUUCCAGAUUGUGUCAGGUGGAUGACCAUCGAAUUCGACCCCCUGUGUGGUACUGCACAGCCAGAGGAUGUGCUUCGUUUGCUGAUUCCAAAUAAAAGUUUCCAAAGUUCAGGAUUUGGGCCUAAAAAUACAAGCCACGAUGGUCUAAAUUCAUGGAUAGAAUUGAAAAAAUUUUCUGGUUCCACUGGAUGGCCAACUACAGUCCUUGUUUUACCAGGAAAUGAUGCUAUUUUCUCUUUGGAGACUGCAUCAGACUACGUAAAAGACGAGAAGGCCUGUUUUUAUGGUUUCAAGUGUGUUGCUGUGGGUUAUGAAUUCAGCCCUGGACCUGACGAGGGAAUCAUACAAUUAGAAAAGGAAUUGGCGUAUCUUGGAAGUAUAUGUGCAGCUUCACUAAUGAAAAAAGACCUUGCGCUUCCUGUGGGCAAUGAGUUGGAGGAGGAUCUUGAAAUUCUUGAAGAAUCAGCUCUGCAGGUGUGUAAAAACCAUGCUGGUUUAUUAGGAAAGGGCCUUGCUUUGUCUCAUUCACCAACUAUUUUGGAGGCACUAGAAGGUAAUCUUCCCCUCCAUCUGCAGAGCAAUGAGCAUUCUUUCUUAGAAGACUUUGUUGCGUGCUUACCUGGGUCUAGUGGUGGACGACUUGCAAGGUGGCUUCAACCGGAUUCUUACGCAGAUCCUCAGAAAACCUCCCUGAUAUUAAAUAAGGACUACAUCAGAUGUGGUUGGCCUGCUACCAUCACAGUUCAGACAAAGGACCAGUAUGGAGAUGUAGUUCAUGUUCCAAACCUGAAGGUUGAGGUGAAAGCUGUUCCUCUUUCUCAAAAGAAGUCUAUGCAGCAGGAGAACACUAAAAAACUGCACCGUAUCCCUGGCAGUCCACCAACUAUUGUUCCAUGUACUGAUAUGACGUUUGGUGGAUUACCCUCUCCCAAACUGGAAGUGUCUUAUGAACCAAUGAUCGUAAAAGAAGCUCGGUAUACUGCAAUCACUAUGAUGAAGGCAUAUGAAAAUUAUUCAUUUGAAGAGCUUCGAUUUGCAUCUCCCACUCCUAAAAGGCCAAGUGAAAAUAUGUUAAUUCGGGCUAAUAAUGAUGGAACCUACAGUGCCAACUGGACCCCUGGAGCUGUAGGUCUUUACACUAUCCAUGUCACAAUAGAUGGGAUCGAAACAGAUGCUGGCCUUGAAGUAGAAGUAAAAGACCCACCCAAAGGAAUGAUACCACCAGGCUCUCAAAUGGUCAAACCAAAAGCUGAACCGCAACCAAGCAAGGUCCGCAAAUUUGUGACAAAGGACAGUGCAGGUCUUCGUAUACGUAGCCAUCCCUCUCUUCAAAGUGAGCAGAUAGGCAUAGUGAAGGUCAAUGGAACCAUCACUUUCAAUGAUGAGAUCCACAAUGAUGAUGGUGUAUGGCUGAGACUGAAUGAUGAGACUGUAAAGAAGUAUGUUCCCAACAUGAAUGGUUACACUGAAGCCUGGUGCCUCUCUUUUAACCAACACCUGGGCAAGAGCCUUCUGGUCCCUGUUGAUGAGCCUAAAUCCAUCACUGAUGAUUACUUCAGAGAAGUAAAUUCACGUCGGUCCCAUGAAGUAGUGUUGAAAGAGCAGGAAAAGAUGUUCCUGCAAGGCGGACCAGGAGUAUAUAAGGUAGUGAAGACUGGGCCUUCAGGGCACAACAUCAGGAGCUGCCCUAACCUUAGAGGUAUCCCCAUUGGAAUGUUAGUUCUUGGGAACAGAGUCAAGGCAUUAGGCGAGGUGGCAAAUCACGAGGGCACGUGGAUCCAGCUAGAUAAGAACACCAUGGUGGAAUUCUGUGAAAGCAGCGAAGGUGAGGCCUGGUCCUUGGCCAGAGACAGAGGUGGUAACCAGUACCUAAGACACGAAGAGGAACAAGCACUGCUGGAUCAAGCACCUCAAACACCACCACCUAGUCCUUUCACGGCUCCUGCUUUCAACAGGAGUGCAAGUGGAAACAAUACUCAAGGAUUUGACUACAGUCUUGCAAAUGCCAAAGGUGAUCAACUGAGUGCCAUACUGAAUACCAUUCAGUCACAGCCUUUCCUUACAGCUUCUAGCGUCUUUGGUCAAGCUGCAAAGCCUUCCUCUUCCCUUGUUCACAGCCCAUUUGUGUUUGGACAACCCCUUUCCUUGCCGCAGUCUCAACCACAGCUUCUGAGUGAGAAAGGAAAUGUUAUAGUAUCUGGAAGACCAUCUGGAACCUUUGAUUUGUCCUGCAAACACAAAACUGAAAAUCGAUUGCAGAAAAUUGAAGGUCGGAUCAACAAGGCUGCUGCAGAGCAAACAAAGACAAAAAAUGCAGAAAAUCUGUCUGCAAAUGAAUCCCUUAUGCUUAAAUCAGACACUGCCAAAUUGAGAUCAGACUCUCAUAGUAGGUCCCUUUCUCCAAAUCAUAACACAUUACAGUCACUAAAAACAGAAGAGAAGAUCACUGCUGGACUAAGGGCAGAGUCCCCUACACCAGGGUCACGUUCAGUGUUGUCAAAACAGAAGUUAUCAUGUGGGAAAGGCAGCCCGUCGAGCCCUAAUUCUCCAAGGCCAUCUUCUCCUCAUGAGCGAAACUUGAUUCAUAAAGCGAACACUGCAACAAAAAUUAGAUUGGAUCCACCACGAGAGAGAUCAAAAUCUGAUUCGUAUACUUUGGACCCUGAGACAGUUCGUAAGAAAAAAGUUCCUCUGAUGGAGCCUCUGCGAGGUCGGUCAACUUCACCUAAACCAAAGUUACUCUCCAAGGAGGUAAAAACUGCUGCCAACACAGAGAACAGAACGCCAUCCCCUCAAGUAGUGCAAGAAAAUCUUCACAGUGAAAUAGUUGCGAUUUGUACAUCUAGUACACUGACAACAACCAGUAACUCAGAUGCAGUCUCUGAAAAAAUAGCUGAAAUGCACAACGCUGAUGACUCCUCUCCAAAAGUCCACUUCAGCAUAGGAAAAGCCCCACCCAAAGAAGAACAAGAAACUAGAUCAUCUCCUAAGAUGAGUCGCAAGAUUACUGGCAGACAUACGAGACCCAAGAAGGAGAAAAUGGGAACCAUUUUCAAGGAUGAGAGUAAUUGUUCUGCUGAACCACCAAAACAAGCAAUGUCUCCAUCUGUCGCAGAAUGUGCUCGUGCAGUAUUUGCAGCUUUCCUGUGGCAUGAAGGGGUUGUCCAUGAUGCAAUGGCAUGUUCAUCUUUCUUAAAAUUCAACCCGGAUCUCAGUAAAGAGUAUGCACCAAUGAGAAGCAGUCUUCACAGCCAACAAGGCAUUGAAGAAAGAGAGACUAAGUUAAAGAAUAGGCAUUCAUUAGAAAUAUCAUCUGCUUUAAAUAUGUUCAAUAUUUCUCCACAUGGUCCAGACAUAUCAAAAAUGGGCAGCAUUAAUAAAAACAAGGUGCUCUCAAUGCUCAAAGAACCCCCAUUGCCUGAGAAAAAUGAGGAUGGAAAACUAGAUUCAAUGGGCUAUGAAACUUUGAGUCAUUCCAUGAAGAAUAGAUCCCCUUUGCCUCUUACUUUACAGCAUCUUGUUGCCUUUUGGGAGGAUAUCUCAAUGGCAACCAUAAAAGCAGCCACUCAGAAUAUGAUCUUUCCUAGCCCUGGUUCAAGUGCUAUCUUGAAGAAAAAAGAAAAUGAAAAAGAUAACAAAAAGAGUAAGAAAGAAAAGAAGAAAAAAGAUAAAGCAGAGGCAAGACCCAGAGGAAAUCUUUUUGGAGAAAUGGCACAACUAGCAAUGGGGGGCCCUGAGAAAGACACUAUAUGUGAGCUGUGUGGCGAAUCUCAUCAGUAUCCAGUAACGUAUCACAUGAGACAAGCUCAUCCCGGUUGUGGUCGCUAUGCUGGAGGACAGGGUUAUAAUAGCAUUGGUCACUUCUGUGGUGGAUGGGCAGGGAACUGUGGUGAUGGAGGUGUUGGAGGAAGCACUUGGUACCUUGUAUGUGAUCGUUGCAGAGAAAAAUACCUCCGGGAGAAACAAGCUGCAGCGCGUGAAAAGGUUAAACAAGCCAGAAAAAAGCCAGUACAAGUGAAGACACCACGAGCCUUGCCCUCAAUGGAAGCUCAUCAAGUGAUUAAAGCAAACGCCGUGUUCUUGCUGUCGCUGAGUAGUGCAGCAGAACCAAAUAUUCUUUGUUACCAUACCCCGAGACCUUUUUAUUCGCAUCUUCCGAGUUUGAAAGAGGGCAUCUCUGAUGAUAUGCCCAGCAAAUAUCCAUGCCUUUAUCUACAGACACUUGCAAGACAGCAUUCAGAGAACUUUACUGGCUACCAUGAUGAUCACCUGUUUCAAGAUGAAAUGAGAUACCUUCGUUCCACUUCUGUUCCAGCACCAUACAUAUCUGUCACACCAGAUGCCUGCCCUCAUGUAUUUGAUGAGCCUGAAACCAACCUGAAAUCAAUGCCUCCCAGUCUUGAAACAAGUCCAAUAAUGGAAAAUGAUACAGCAAAACGUAGUGUCUUCCAAAGAUCAUACUCCGUUGUUGCAUCAGAAUAUGACAAACAGCAUUCUACUUCACCAGCCCGUGUGAAGGCUAUUCCCAGACGAAGGGUAAACAGUGGUGAUGCAGAAGUGGGAUCAUCUCUUCUUCGGCAUCCUUCCCCUGAACUAUCUCGUCUAAUCUCAGCUCACAGUUCACUGCCCAAAGGAGAACGAAAUUUCCAGUGGCCUGUUCUAGCAUUUGUAAUACAGCACCAUGAUCUGGAAGGAUUGGAAAUGGCAAUGAGGCACGCUCUAAGGAAAUCUGCUUGCAGAGUAUAUGCUAUGGAGGCUUUUAACUGGCUAUUGUGCAGUGUAAUUCAGACAACUGCACUCCAUGAUAUUCUGUGGCAUUUUGUGGCAUCCCUGACUCCUGCUCCUUUGGAAUCUGAGGAUGAAGAAGCUGAUGAUAACAAGAUGAACAAAGAGAAUAUAGAACAGGAAAGAGAUACUGGUGUGUGUGAACACCCGCUGUCUGACAUUGUAAUCGCUGGAGAAGCAGCUCAUCCUUUACCUGAAACGUUUCAUCGGCUGUUGCAAACUAUUUCAGACUUGAUGAUGUCCCUACCCAGUGGCAGCUCACUGCAACAAAUGGCUUUACGGUGCUGGAGUCUGAAAUUCAAGCAAUCUGAUCAUCAGUUCCUUCAUCAGAGCAAUGUUUUCCACCACAUCAAUAAUAUUCUUUCUAAAUCUGAUGAUGGAGACAGUGAAGAAAGCUUUAACAUCAGUGUGCAGUCUGGUUAUGAAGCCUUGAAUCAGGAGUCAUGUACAGUAACAUCCUUGAAAGACCUCACUGGGAUUGUUGAUAUUAAGACCUCCAGCAGACCAGCUAUGAUUGGUAGUCUGACAGAUGGAUCAACAGAAACUUUCUGGGAGUCAGGAGAUGAAGACAAGAAUAAAACCAAGAGCAUAACUAUAAACUGUGUUAAAGGAAUUUGUGCUCGCUAUGUGUCUGUUCAUGUAGACAACUCUCGAGAUUUGGGGAACAAGGUAUCUUCAAUGACUUUCUUUUCUGGAAAAGCAACUGAAGACCUAAGCAGAAUUAAACAAACUGACAUGGAUUCCAGGCAUAUGGGAUGGGUAACCAGUGAACUUCCUGGUGGAGGCAAUCAUAUUGUUAAAAUAGAGCUCAAGGGUCCCGAGAACACACUAAGAGUCCGACAAGUCAAGGUUUUAGGAUGGAAAGAAAAUGAAAGUAUUAAAAUUGGUGGACAGAUUUCAGCAAGCGUUGCUCAGCAGAAGAACUGUGAAGGAGAAACCCUAAGAGUUUUCCGACUUAUUACGUCACAGGUGUUUGGCAAAUUGAUUUGUGGUGAUGCCGAACCCACACCUGAACAAGAAGACAAAACUAUUUUGUCUUCACCAGAGGGUGAAGAAAAGGCAUCUGAUGCUGAUUUGAAGGAACACAUGGUUGGAAUCAUAUUUAGCAGAAGCAAGCUAACCAAUCUUCAGAAACAGGUAUGUGCACAUAUAGUUCAAGCCAUACGCAUGGAAGCCACACGUGUACGAGAAGAAUGGGAACACGCCAUAUCCAGCAAGGAAAAUGCAAAUUCUCAACCGAAUGAUGAGGAUGCUUCUUCGGAUGCGUACUGUUUUGAACUGCUGUCUAUGGUGCUUGCUCUAAGUGGUUCCAAUGUUGGAAGACAAUAUUUGGCCCAACAGCUCACGUUAUUGCAAGACCUGUUCUCUUUGCUGCAUACUGCUUCACCCAGGGUACAAAGACAGGUGACAUCUUUACUGCGCCGUGUGCUACCAGAAGUGACGCCAGUGCGUCUUGCCAGUAUAAUAGGUGUGAAAUCUCUUCCACCAGCAGACAUCAGCGAUAUCAUUCAUUCCACAGAGAAAGGGGACUGGAAUAAGUUAGGAAUUUUGGACAUGUUUUUGGGAUGCAUUUCCAAAGCGCUCACUGUGCAGCUAAAAGCCAAAGGGUGUAAUUUUCCUGGCACAGUUGCUGGGAAGGGUGUAACCACAGUUACGUUACCGUCAGUCUUCAACUCUGGCUCCAUUCGACGAGGUGAAAGCCACUGGUGGAUGAAAGGCUCCACACCCCCACAAAUUUCAGAAAUAAUAAUUAAACUAAUAAAGGACAUGGCAGCUGGACAUCUAUCAGAAGCCUGGUCACGUGUCACAAAAAAUGCAAUUGCUGAAACAAUUAUUGCCCUAACAAAAAUGGAAGAAGAAUACAGAGUGCCUAUUCAAUGUACCACAACAACAAGGUUGUGGCUAGCUCUGGCUUCACUGUGUGUGCUGGAUCAAGACCAUGUUGAUAGGCUUUCCUCUGGUAGAUGGAUGGGAAAGGAUGGCCAGCAAAAACAAAUGCCCAUGUGUGACAACCAUGAUGAUGGUGAGACUCCAGCAAUUAUUCACUGCAAUGUGUGUGGGAACCUUUGCACAGACUGUGACCGUUUUCUCCACCUUCACAGAAGGACAAGAACACAUCAAAGACAGGUAUUUAAAGAAGAGGAGGAAGCAAUCAAAGUUGAUCUUCAUGAAGGUUGUGGAAGAACCAAGCUCUUUUGGCUUAUGGCACUUGCAGACUCAAAAACCAUGAAAGCAAUGGUAGAGUUCAGGGAACACACGGGCAAACCUGCGUCAAGCAGCUCUGAAGCAUGUCGCUUCUGUGGAUCAAGAAACGGAACAGAGUUAUCAGCAGUGGGCAGUGUAUGCUCUGAUACAGAUUGCCAAGAAUAUGCUAAGACUGCCUGUGGAAAAACCCAUUCCUGUGGUCAUCCCUGUGGUGGAGUUAAAGGCGAAGAACAUUGUUUACCUUGUUUACAUGGAUGUGACAAAAACGCAAUAUGUCUUAAACAAGAUGCUGAUGAUAUGUGUAUGAUCUGCUUUACUGAGGCACUUUCAGCAGCUCCUGCAGUUCAGUUGGACUGUAGUCAUGUUUUCCAUCUACACUGCUGUAGAAGAGUUCUUGAAAAUCAGUGGCUUGGCCCAAGAAUAACUUUUGGCUUUAUGGCAUGCCCUAUAUGCAAGAACAAAAUAAAUCAUCUAGUGUUAAAAGAUCAACUUGAUCCUAUCAAAGACCUCUAUGAAGAUGUAAGGAAGAAGGCUCUAAUGAGACUAGAAUAUGAAGGUUUGCAUAAAAGUGAUGCCAUCACUACUCCAGGUGUCCGUUUUCACAAUGAUCCUGCUGGAUUUGCAAUGAAUAGAUACGCUUACUAUGUCUGCUAUAAGUGUAAAAAGGCUUAUUUUGGUGGUGAAGCAAGAUGUGAUGCUGAAGCAGGGCAAGGCGAUGACUAUGACCCACGGGAAUUGAUCUGUGGUGCUUGUUCAGAUGUCUCUAGAGCACAGAUGUGUCCCAAACAUGGUACAGACUUCCUGGAGUACAAAUGUCGGUAUUGCUGCUCUGUGGCAGUGUUUUUUUGCUUUGGAACAACACAUUUCUGUAAUGCUUGCCAUGACGACUUCCAGAGGAUGACAAGUAUUCCUAAAGAAGAACUUCCCCGUUGUCCUGCAGGUCCAAAAGGAAAACAGCUUGAGGGAGCAGAGUGUCCUCUUCAUGUUGUCCACCCAGCCACUGGUGAGGAAUUUGCUUUGGGCUGUGGUGUUUGCAGAAAUGCUCACACAUUCUAAGUAUGCAGCAGUGAUGCUCCUUCGCAUUUUCCAGCCUUUUAAAUCUUUUCAGUUUCUGAACUGAAGUCAGUAACUUGGAUUGGCGCACUAUCAUUUGAAUGAAAGAACAACAUGCUGUGCACAGAAAAGAACUUUAUUUUUGUGCACGUACUUAUUGCUGUAAAUGACUCGAGUUUUUCAAAAGGCUUUAAACUUGUGAAGUGUUUGCAUGCUGCCGUUACAAACCUCAGCUGUAAGGCAUCACACACCUACACGGUACCUUGACAGAAGAUGCUUUUUCUAAAAGCGAUUGAGAUGUAUGGACAAGGACAGCUUCCAAAUUACAAAAUUGAAGAAUUGCUACAAGUACACAGAGUACGACUUUUGGGUAACCCUGUACAGUAUUCUUGGAAGUUGUAACCACGUCAUGGUUGAGAGUAUAUUCUUGUUCAUUUGAUAGACUGUUGAGGAUGUUUUAGGGCUUGUUGUCUAUGAAUAUCAUAAUGUAUAUAUGGUAUCAGUGUUAGGUGUAUUACAAAGUUGCUACGUUACACUGCAAUUUUCAUUUAAACUUCUAAGGGUUAUGUUUGAGCCUGAAAUUUUAAUGAAGUGCAAUACUGGGUGUGCCUCCUAUCUUGCAGCUGUACACAUAUGGAAUGUAUAUGUCAAUAAAACCGCUGUACAUUUUUAUACAGUGAAAA
Molecule: messenger RNA, 14390 nt
Organism: Rhincodon typus (whale shark)
Lineage: Eukaryota; Metazoa; Chordata; Chondrichthyes; Orectolobiformes; Rhincodontidae
Gene: mycbp2
Product: MYC binding protein 2
Exons: 80
Coding region: 442-13710 (4422 amino acids)
Cellular component (GO): nucleus
Source: RefSeq, a predicted model, not a curated record